Linum tenue is the source of this 1053-nucleotide messenger RNA. The record is from the annotation of a GenBank genome assembly. NCBI's taxonomy places the organism in Eukaryota, Viridiplantae, Streptophyta, Magnoliopsida, Malpighiales, Linaceae.
AUGACCGUCGCGGGGGCGCUGAUCGGAUUCGUUCUGCUCAUAGGAAUCUUCUGCUUAUUUCUUCGAAUCUGGAGAUCGAGGCGGCGGCGCAGGAAUCUGAGCUUCAGUUGGCGGCGGCGGGAUCCGUCGGCGGUUUUCGCUACGCAGGACGAUUUCAUCGCGGAAGAUCACGGCCCUGUGAUUGAUCACCCGAUUUGGUACAUCCACACCGUGGGGUUGGAACAGUCGAUAAUCGAAUCGAUCGCCGUGUUUCGGUACAAAAAGGAGGAUAAACUCAUCGAAGGAACAGACUGCUCUGUUUGCCUGAGCGAGUUUGAAGAAGACGAAAGCUUGAGGUUGUUGCCCAAGUGUAGCCACGCUUUCCACAUCCCUUGCAUCGAUACUUGGCUUAGAUCUCACAAAAAUUGCCCUCUCUGCCGCGCCCCAAUCGUUGCGGCCGCUGCGAAUUCUGGGGCUGUUGCUGUUCAAGCUGCUGCUGCUGCUUCAGGGUCAUCGACGAAUCUCAAUUCUGGAGAAGAUUCUCCAGUGGAGAAUUUGGAGCCUACAAUUCUAAUUACUGCAACGGAGGAAAACGAGGAGGGACGAGAAGACGAUGAAGCGAGAAUCGGUAGUGGUGGUAGUAGUAACAAUGAAGUGGACCUUUCAGACCAUUCGAAGAGAUUGAUGGUAUUAUUAAGAAGAAGUCAUUCGAGGGUUCCAAGCGAUGUGUUGGAAGGAGGAAGGAGAGAAGGGGCAGGGGAUUUGCAGGGGGUGAGGCGAUCGCUGUCUCUGGAUUCGUCAUCAGCAAUGGCGAUUUACAGGGCAGUGGAGAAUAUAGAAGUGGAAGAAGAAGGAGAAGGGAAGAAUUUGGUAGCCAGAGAGCUGAAGAGUUGCACGAAGUCGAGGAAUGGUGGUAAAAGAGGGACUAGUUUGAGCUUCCGGAAAUUGAUGAAAAGCGGGUCGAUUAUUGGGUUGCAGAAGGGCCCCGUUCUGAUGAAAAGGUCGAACUCGUCAUCAAAGGCUUCAACUUCUAGACAUGGCGGCAGAAGCCAUGACUCCAUCCUUCCAUUGUGA